Messenger RNA from Trichomonas vaginalis G3, 1170 nucleotides. Its product is annotated as proteasome regulatory particle assembly. NCBI's taxonomy places the organism in Eukaryota, Parabasalia, Trichomonadida, Trichomonadidae. Bases 1 to 1170 code for a protein of 389 amino acids. The record is from RefSeq and is a predicted model, not a curated record. Gene Ontology annotation, molecular function: protein binding. The transcript has a single exon.
AUGGGGCAUUUUCAUGAGUUGUUCGACUUAUGCAAGGAUUAUAUUAGCAUAUAUAAGAGGAUUUAUAAGCUAAAUAUCUUUGAUGAUGUCGAAAUUAACAAUUUUUAUCAAGAAAUCAAAAACAAAUUAAUUGCAACUAAAAUUCAAACUCCCGAUAUUGUUCUUUCAAACGUUAAUAGUGCAAUGGAAAAUAAUAAUUGUUAUUACAAAUCUUACAAAACGAUCAUUGAUAUGAUUUGUAAUGAUUACGGUGUUAAAUUUAGUCCAUUCAUCGAUAUAAAGGAUAUUCAGACCAUGUCUGCAGACUUUAAAGCAAUUCUUAAUGCAAUUAUUAAUGAUGAUAUUGAAGCAUUAAAACCAUUCACAGAAACUGAAAAUUUCAAUGGAAAUAUUCUAAUUAAAACUAAAUUCUAUCCAUUAACAGAAAAUGAUGGAUAUACAAUACUUGAAUUAUGUUGUUAUCAUGGAUCAGUUAAUUGCUUUAAGUUAUUGAGAGCCAAAUUUGACACAGAAAUUUCAGAAACAUCCUUUAACUUUUCAUUUUUAGGAGGGAAUCCAGAAAUCAUAAAAGAAUGCUUGAAAUUUCAAGAACCCGAUGCUGGAUGUAUGGAAUAUGCAAUAAUUUCGCACAACAUUGACUUUGUUACAUAUUUGAUGAACGAGUAUGAAUUGAAGAUUGAUUUAUACAACUGUAUAGAAUUCAAUAAUCUUGAAGCAUAUUUAGUUUAUUUAGAUCAAACAAAUGAUGUUAAUUCAUGCUUUGCUUCUACACCUUUAUUUGGCAUUACAGAAUUAAAUCAGUAUUUGUUAUCUCAUGGUGCCGAUAUCAAUUCAACAGACAGUUUUGGAGUAUCAGCUCUUUAUUAUGCAGCAUUGCACAAUCGCAGUGAUUAUGUAGAAUUUCUUGUAAAUCAUGGGGCAAAUAUGAAUAUACAAGAUACCUGUGGCGUGACACCUCUUCAGUUAGCAAUAUUGGAAAGGCAUUACAAAAUCGCAACAUUUCUGAUAUUACAUGGCGCAGAUGUCAAUAUACAAAAUAUUGACGGAGACACUGCACUCCACCUUGCAGUACGGUUUAAAUUAAAAGACAUUGUAGAACUUAUUGUUUCACAUGGCGCAGAUCUAAAUAUCACAAAUGAAAAAGGAGAAACCGCUCUUCAGUCGACAUAG